Archocentrus centrarchus (flier cichlid) is the source of this 6108-nucleotide messenger RNA. RefSeq names its product AT-hook transcription factor (gene akna). NCBI's taxonomy places the organism in Eukaryota, Metazoa, Chordata, Actinopteri, Cichliformes, Cichlidae. The transcript has 26 exons. Gene Ontology annotation, biological process: neuroblast division in subventricular zone; neuroblast delamination; epithelial to mesenchymal transition. Gene Ontology annotation, cellular component: centrosome. The coding region runs from base 1136 to 5314 and encodes 1392 amino acids. The record is from RefSeq and is a predicted model, not a curated record.
CUCGGGUAAAACUGGACUGCCUGCUAAAUCAGUGCUACACUCACAAGCCUUAAAGGCUUAUAAUUAGCCUUAUAAAUUUCAGAAACCCCAGCUCUCUUUGGGUUAAUGACCCAGCGUAACAGCUUAUGAAUUAAGGUGCCCACGUUGUGUAGCUGAAAGUGGUCGGAACGGGGGUUGUUUGUUGUUUUGUUUAAUCUUAAAGUAAGGAGUAAGUGAUGGUAACGAUAACUAAGUUUUGAAACUGACACUGGCUUCUGUGGAGCUAGCUUACAGUUACUAACGGUUUGCUCUAACAUUACUCCGCAGUGAAGAAGCAAACGGUGACAAACCGUGAAGUGAGCUGUUUAGCGACUUUCUCAAAGCUCCGGAUACCUGUUUACUGACGGCGGCUUGUUGUGAUGCGUGUGCCAUGGUGACACGGGGGGUGGGUCUUUUCUCCUCUUUAGUUUUGCCGUUUUCAAGGCAACCGACCCAUGUUGUUAAAUCUGCCCAUCGUGACAUCCCCGAAGUCUUUUUGUUCAUCUCAUCUUCACGAUCCACCAAUUACUGCGUUUGUACGAGAUGUGUUCUCAGUGUGCCUCACUGUCUAGUGGUGAUUAGUCUUUCUGUAGCACAGAGUUUGGCCAGUCACAUGUUCUGGAUGAUAAUUGUUGUCUGUUUACGAUCGGCGAAGCCCCCUGUCAGGGAUUUGGAGCAGCUUAACUCCCCCCAUCUGGCAGCAGAGUUAAAUCCUUAGUUCCCCUCGGAAUAAACAUGGAGUAUGAGCAGAGCAACAGGUUUACUGCUUAUUCACUCGCUGCUGGGCUGAUAAGUUGGAUGGGCUGAUACAGCUGGUUACCUGCAGCUUAGGGCCAUUACUAAUGGAAUUAUCAAAACCACUCUGCAAUAUGGUAUCGAAUCCAGAGGCUUCCUGCUCCCCAGCACUGAAGAAUAAUCACUGAGUCUGUAGCCGUUACCGCUGGACUGUCACCAGCUUAAUGACUUCUACUGGAAUUUGUAAACUUCCUCCACCAUGGUUUUGAAAGUGGCUCUCACUGCAGAGCCGAAUACACUACAAAAUAUGCUGAAGGUUCCUGUGCCUGGCUGAAACAGCAACUGAAGCCAAGACAAAGGACUGAGGGAGGCUGCAAGGUGAAUGGAAAGAAGACAGAACACCACAGCAGGGGUUCUGUUCUGGACCCCUGCCCCAGCCCACGCCUCACCUAGUAGCACUGUUAUAUCGGAGGAUGAUUGGGAUGUUGAUGAUGAUGAAGAACAGGCAGAAAGAGAGGAUGACUUUGUUAGUCAGAUGGAUGAGAAUGGCAUCAUUGGAUUGGCAGAGGCACUUGAAGAUGUGGAACUGGAGGAAUAUAAUUCAGAUGGGUACCCUGGAUCCUUCACCCCAGAGGAGGCACAUCCUAGUGGGUGUGAGACGGAUGGGCCAUCUGAGGAGCUGAGCUACAAGUCAGCAGCAGAGGAUGUGGGAAAACCGUCAUCCUAUAAGUUAAAACUGUGGUCAGAGGAUGGGGAGGAGAGGCUCGCAGCAGAGCGCCUCGACAUGAUCAAGGAAGAAAAAGAUGGAGAAGAAGAGAGAGGGCAGAGCCACAGGAGUGACAGAUUUGAACACACCAGCACAUCAGGACCGCUUGGAGCUAUGGUGUGGCCUGCCAAAGUUCAUAUUGGUAAAGAAGAGAAUAAGAAGAUCAGGUCAGGACAGCCUUCCAGUGUUCAGCCGUGUGCUGUAGACCCUGUCGGAGUCUCCUCUCCACUGUCCCAGUCUGCCUUACCCGUUGCUGCUACAACUUUGCCACAUCUUCUGCAUUUCACUGCCAAAGAAUUAAAUACUGCCCCAGGAAUUGACGCUGAAACCUUUCCAGAAAUGAGCUUCACAGAUUUUCCAGAAUCAUACAGCAGCCACAUGAGCCUCAACUCCAGUUCUCGCUAUUCCGAGAUAAAGCUCAGGGCUUCUCCUCCUCCAGUAGCAGUGUUUUCUGAACAAGUCAUCUCAAAAAUUGGUAGAUUAAGUAAUAACUCUGGGGAAGAACCAGGAAAGACAGAUGAGGAGCCUAGUCAGCCCACUCCCAAACCAAGAAGAACAAGGAAGCACUCUCCUGAGGCUACGUAUUCAAGGACCCAUUCUCUCAGUACAGUCAGGUCAGACUCCUCAAAAUCCAAACAGAACAAAAGUUGUGACAGGGAGCCCAGGACUCCUAGAACCAGGAUUAAUGUUGGAGUGGAUGAAUGCAGGAAGGGGUCUCUGAGUUGCCACACACCAGACUUCUCAAAGGUCGAACCUAGAGUUCGUUUCCCCAGAGGAGGUUACAAGCCCCCCAAGAGCACACUCUUGUUAACAGGGAAGUCCCUAUCACCUGAGCCCCCUGUAGUGUUUAAAUCCCCUGCUGAUAUUGUGAAAGACAUCCUGCUGAACACCCCUGAUGGAUCUCCUACCCCAUCGGAGUGCAACAGACAGCCGACCAGUGCCACCAAUGCUAUUGUGCCUCAGGAGUUCAGAUGCCGCCAGCAGGCCACCACACUGCUCAAUCAGCUUCAGGAAGACUACAACAGACUGCUGACUAAGUACGCCGAGGCAGAGAACACAAUUGAUCGUCUGCGUCUGGAAGCCAAGGACAGCGCUGUAGAGAAUCAGCAGCCCAGGUCCAGACAGUGUGAGCACAUCACAGGCAGAGCAGUUAACCUGUACUCUGACCCACCAAAUCCUGGCCACAGUGUGCAGUCAGGACUGAACUGUGAUGCUUCAAAGUUCCUAAAACUGGAUUUUCCUCUGGCUCAGAAGGCAGACAUCAGGACACAUCAGGGAAGUUCGGCUUCGGGUCCGACUGAACCAGGCGCUCAGCUUGGACAGCAGCUGGCUAAUAUUCUGUUCAGUCAGACUGACAAGUUUCUGCAGCAGAUGCAGACUUUUGAGGAUCUCCUUAAGAGCAAGAAACUCAAACCUUUUGAACAAACUGAGGGUACAUCUCAGCUUGCUGAGGGGCUCGAAUCUUUAGAGAGGGGAUACUUGUUAGCGAGGGAUGAGCACAAACUCCUGCAGCAGCGAGGAGUAGAAAUCAGCCAGUUUGACCCUGAACGGGAGUUAGAGGGGCUGAUCUUUCAGUGUGGACUGCGUAUGGAUGAGCUGAAAGAGCAGGUGGAACAGAUGCAACGGGAUCAGCCCACCUGUGGUACUCCUCCCUCUCCACCUCCUCAACCCACCUCACCAUCUGCCCCCUCCGUGGAUGUAGAAACCCUGACUCACCCACAGGCCGUACUUGUGCCUUUGCGCGCUGAUCCUGUCGAGGCAGCAGAAGCAGACGUGAGCUCAGUCUGUAAAAAUGAUGAUGUGGAGUCUGAGGAAGAUGAUGAAGAAACUCUCUACCUCAAUCCUCUGACAGGCAAAACUAAAUGCACUGGAGAGGACUUUUCCAUGGCAGCGAAUCACUACCAAAGCAUCAAGGAGCUUCCCAAACUUCUGGACCAUAGCAAAAAGGAAAGGGUUCUCCUCUCUGCUGCUUUAAGAACUAACAUGCAGCCUGAGGACAAGGACAGACAGGAAACUGGAAACAAUGAAUUCUGGAAAACUCUCCCACAGAGGAACACUAAAUCAGACCAUCAGGACUCUCCCUCUGACGUGAACAAACAGCAGAACAGCAGGUCCAGUCCUCCUCCAUCCUCCAGCCGGAUCAUGAUCCUCCCUGUUUUUCCUCAUACUAGCAGCAGGAGGGUAGAGUUGGGAAAGUCCCACAGCAGCAGUCAGAGCAGCCUCGGAGAUAUAAAAGGAUCAGAGAGGAGGAGCUCCAAGGUUCAGGCUGCAAGCAGGAGAGUGUUUUCUCAGGAUGGGAUCAUCUCUCCAGAGACAGACAGCGGGUUUGUUGGUUCAGAGAGCAGCCGCCUGACUCCUGCAGCAGCUUCCAGUCCUCUCCACCAGAGGGCAUCAGAGAGGUGCGGCAGUGUUUCAGUGUCGCAGGAAGGAAACAAGAGGAGUCCUCAGACAGGCCUAGUCUCUGCACCAUCUCGUUUUUCCUCGCCAUCACACAGUCACACAGCUCAGGAGCCGAGCGUGCGCUCCCGGCUCAGCCUCGACCGACCGCCAAGAAACAGAAGAACACUGAGGAGACCCACCUUCUCAUUCUCUCCACAGCGCUGGGUCAGUCUGAGAGAACAAAGGGUGGACAGUGGCAGUAGUGAGUUUGGACUGGAAAGUGACAGCACUCACACUGGCUCUGAAGGUGAAGAGAGUGACCAGUACACCGACUCCAUCAAUUCCCUCCACAGCUCACACUCAAGCUCCACCGCUGCGCAGUAUCAUCGAGAUGAUUCUCCUCGAGCAGGGAGUUCUAGUCAGAAUUGCAAUGAUGCAGUGCAGACACUGCAGGUUGAGGUAACCAGACUAAAGGAGAGACUAGAAGUCUGUCUGAGAAAUAAGAAGCCCGUCAGCGCUACUAGAUCAGCUCCUUCAGCUCAGGAAAAGAGCCCCAACCACAGCACCGCUUCACCUGGCAUAAGGCCCGGAGAACAACAGAGUGAUGUUGGUGUGGACGAGUUUGAGGAGGAUUCUACACUGAGACCAACAGCCAGGAGGAAAUCUGCUUCUGCGAACCAACCAAAGCCUCAACAUGAUUACUUGACAAGAUCAGAGCCGCAGCCCUUCGCACCACAGCCUCAUGCGUCCAAAUGCACUCAAACAUCCGCAGCACCAGAUAGCUGCUCUUCCCACACAACUGCUGUCCACAGGACGCGAACACGGCACAGGAAGCAUCCUGUUGAUUCUGUGUCUGAAACAGGAGGCGAACCUGACAGCAGAGGUAGUCACGCUCCUCUUUGUUCUCGGUGUUUGUCAUCUCACAGAAAACCAGCUGAACGACCAGUGGGUGGCAAUAGAGAGCCGUGCCAUUCCUCCACUUGCCGCUGUCGCUGUCCUCUCUGUGGACGCCUGGAAACGCACAAAGUCAUUAAGCCAGACUGUCGCAGACUCUCAGACCUCCAACCAACCGAGUCCCCUGACAGAGCAGCGGAGAGAAGAUUCUUUGCAGCUGCAGCACCACCUGCACUGCUGCAGUGCAUGCCAGUGUGCCCUCCACCACUCCUGUUGUACUCGUCCCCCAUCUACAUCUCUCCUAAUAGAAAUCCCACGUCCUCCAGGGUCACAGGGCGGGGGGAGGCGAGGAGGACAAAAAGACGCUCGCUGUCUGCUGGCAGGGAGCCCUCGUUGGACAGCUCACUGAACAAAGCCAUCAGGGCAGCUCGACACAUGAAACACACCUCCAGGCACAUGGCUCGCUCUUUGGCAUCUGGACUGCAGUACCAGGAGCUGCUUGCUCAGUCCUGCAGCUACUAGUGUGAACUAUUAUCAGAGGCACUAAGACUGAGAAUCAUUAACUCCAAAGCAGCUGCAGAACAAGGCAGCAGCCAGAAGAAUGAGCAGUCAGACCAAAGUGAAUAAAAAUCUAAAAUUUUCUCCUCUUUGUAAAUUUUCUUUGCUCAUGUUUUUAAAGGUAGUUUUACUGUAACUCCCAGGUGGCCAAAUAUAUAUUUUUAAUAGAAUGCAGAUUAUUUAUAUUAAAUGAUGUGCUGGUACACUUUAGAACAACAUGUUUACACUCAUGUAUGUAGAUAAUAUUCAAACCUGUGAUGUACUAUAGAGACCUGUACAUUUACUGUACAUGAUGAUUUACAGCUGUGGCAGUUCUCAGGAGCUACUGCUCCACUUUGAGCCAUCUUUUGAUCAUGUGACUCUAGUUUUCAGAAAUCUGAAAUGAAGGAUUUUAAUUGCUGUAGAAAUUAAUUUCCUGUUGCUGUAGUAACUCUUUAUGCUGUAACUGAAAUGCAGUCUGCGAUGAGCUCAGCUUCGGCCGGUCAUUCUUCAAACCACUCAUCAUUUUAUGUAACAAGAGCCUGCGACGCUGGAUGUCUUCAAAGAUGUUUUGUAUGUGUAGAUGGUAUGAGGCAUGUCUACUGUAAUAUGAGUCAUUGCCCAUUUGUGCUGAUGUUGAUCCUGCAUCGUAUACUGCUGGGAUGACAAACAGAAAACCGAGGACUAACAGAUCACAGGAAUGAGAGUCAGUGUUUAAGGUAAUUUUGUUGUUUUAUAUCUUUGUACCUGUGUCUUAACAUUUUUGAUUGCUUCAUAAU